GCGCGUUCCUUCGUGGGUCUUUUCGAGCGCAGCAUCAAGAACAUGGCCGACGUGACAGAGGUGGACGGCGACAAACUCAGCAAAAAGUGUGUCUGCUGACCGAGAUAAGUCAGCAUGCUGUGUCUGGUCAGGGCGGCCGGGCAGCAGCUGUGCCAAGCCACCCGGCUCAGGGGACAGUGGUUAAAAUAUGCGCCCCCAUGUACAGCUGCAGGCCCAGCUCAGGUUUACUGGAACCGAUGGAGAGGUGACAAAAGUGAGCAGAAGCGGCGUAUGAAAGCGGAGAAGAAGGCAGCCGAUAAAGAAGCCAAGGUCAAAGAACAAGCGGAACAGAACGACGAGGGAGCACAACAUGCCUCUGCGCUGGAUGAAGAGACGCUCGAUCCAAAUCAAUACUACAAGAUUCGCACUCAGGCCAUCCAGGAGCUGAAGGGCACAGCUGAGGAUCCGUACCCACACAAGUUCUACGUGGACCUGUCGCUUACAGAGUUCAUUGAGAAAUAUAACCACCUGCAGCCAGGAGAUCAGCUGACAGAUGUGGUUCUCAGUGUUUCAGGCCGUGUCCACGCUAAGAGGGCGUCUGGAGCCAAGCUGAUCUUCUAUGACCUGCGAGGGGAAGGUGUCAAGUUGCAAGUCAUGGCAAACUCAAAGGCUUAUAAGUCGGAGGAGGCCUUCACGGCCAUCAACAACAAGCUGCGGCGCGGAGACAUCAUCGGGGUGCGCGGGAACCCGGGGAAGACAAAGAAGGGGGAGCUGAGCAUCGUUCCUGUUGAGAUGACUCUGCUGUCACCAUGUCUGCACAUGUUGCCCCACCUCCACUUCGGCCUCAAGGACAAGGAAACGAGAUAUCGCCAGCGCUACUUGGAUCUGAUCCUCAACGACUACGUGAGGCAGAAGUUCAUAACCCGCGCCAAAAUCAUCACGUACCUGCGGCGUUUCCUGGACGAGCUGGGCUUUCUGGAGAUCGAGACACCAAUGAUGAACAUUAUUCCCGGUGGAGCAGUGGCCCGUCCAUUUGUGACUUACCACAACGAGCUGGAUAUGAACCUGUACAUGAGGAUCGCCCCUGAGCUCUACCACAAGAUGCUGGUGGUCGGUGGGAUGGACAGAGUGUACGAGAUCGGCCGUCAGUUCAGGAACGAAGGCAUCGAUCUCACUCACAACCCGGAGUUCACCACCUGUGAAUUUUACAUGGCGUACGCCGACUACCACGACUUGAUGGAAAUCACUGAAAAGCUACUCUCAGGGAUGGUGAAGCACGUCACUGGAGGAUACAAGGUGACUUACCACCCUGACGGUCCGGAGGGACAGGCCUAUGAGAUCGACUUCACCCCGCCGUUCAAGAGAGUGAGCAUGACGCACGAUCUGGAGAAAAUCAUGGGAGUCAAAUUCCCCCCGUCUGACAGCUACGACAGCGACGAGACGCGUAAAUUCUUCGACGACCUGUGCGCUCAGAAGGGGGUUGAAUGUCCUCCACCCAGGACCACCGCUCGCCUCCUGGACAAGCUGGUUGGAGAUUUCCUGGAGGUCACGUGUAUCAACCCGACCUUCAUCUGCGACCACCCUCAGAUCAUGAGCCCUCUAGCCAAAUGGCACAGAUCGCAGAAAGGUCUGACGGAGCGCUUCGAGCUCUUUGUGAUGAAGAAGGAAAUCUGCAACGCUUACACAGAGUUGAAUGAUCCCAUAAGACAGCGAGAGCUUUUUGAGCAGCAAGCCCAGGCCAAAGCUGAGGGAGACGAUGAGGCCAUGUUCAUCGAUGAGACCUUCUGCACAGCUCUGGAGUACGGUCUGCCUCCGACCGCCGGCUGGGGGAUGGGAAUCGACCGCGUCGCCAUGUUCCUCACCGACUCCAACAACAUCAAAGAGGUGCUGCUGUUCCCAGCCAUGAAGCCUGAUGACAAUAAAACAGCACCCACCGACGGGGCCCCCGCCCAGUGAUGCGACCCUCCAACUCUGCUGCUGCCCCACCGUAUCAGGAUAAAGCAUCACGCUGGAGCAUUUCCCUCUCUACGAUCAUCAGUGGUUUCGAUGGGUUUUCUUUUUUGGGUAUUUUUGUUUUCCAGAAUGUGUCAACACUUGGAGAGUUACUGCAAAGGAAGCCAUCCUGUUUUGAUCAAUGUUUCUCUGUUUUUUAUUUGUGCAUCAUUUUCCACAUCCUAUUUUCACAGAAAACGAUUUAAGCUUCUUUGUUAAUCAGACAAUAAACAUGAUAUUUGAUCAAGAAGCCAUUUUGUGUGCUGUCAGGUGCAGAUUCAGUUUUUAUUCUUCUGAAUAUACUUCGAGGGACUAAAAAGGGUGUUUUAUUAUUCAGGCUACUGAAUAUGCUGUGUGAGAAUACAUAAAAAAUAAAUCUGAACCAGUUUUUGUUUUGAAGGUUCAUUGUUUUCCGUGUUUACUCAUCUGUCCUGUUUUCAAUGAUUGCUCCACAAAUUCAAGAUUUCUCUGCCAAGAAUUUUGGAGAUUGUAUGUCACAAUAAAUUGCAUACCAAUCUC
Molecule: messenger RNA, 2490 nt
Organism: Salarias fasciatus (jewelled blenny)
Lineage: Eukaryota; Metazoa; Chordata; Actinopteri; Blenniiformes; Blenniidae
Gene: kars1
Product: lysyl-tRNA synthetase 1
Exons: 15
Coding region: 115-1935 (606 amino acids)
Biological process (GO): diadenosine tetraphosphate biosynthetic process; basophil activation involved in immune response; positive regulation of macrophage activation
Cellular component (GO): mitochondrion; nucleus; cytosol
Molecular function (GO): lysine-tRNA ligase activity; tRNA binding; ATP:ADP adenylyltransferase activity
Source: RefSeq, a predicted model, not a curated record